CCAACAUGAACGCUGAACGCACCAACGACACUCAAUGCACCUCUCACGCAUCCGAAGAUUCCAGCCGACGGCGCACCGCCACACUGCCGGUGACUCCUUCCUUACCAUGUCACCGGAACCCGUUGUCAUCCAUCUCCGGCGUACCCUCGCCGCCGCCCUCCUCUUCUUCGCCGUUUCUCUCUCUUGCUUGAUUCUCUUCGGAAACUUCGAGCACUUUCGGUUCUUCCCUUCCUCUCAUCGAUUCCCCAAUCUGCCCACCGUUUUCCCUUCGCAGCUCAACGAUGCCGACGCGGCUAGCAAUGAAUAUCCACUCGAAGAAAUUCUGAAAGAAGCUGCCAUGGAAGACAAAACUGUUAUCUUAACCACAUUAAAUGAAGCAUGGGCAUCACCAAAUUCUGUCAUUGAUCUUUUCCUUGAGAGCUUUAGAAUUGGAUAUCGUACACGUAGGCUUUUGAAUCACUUAGUAAUUAUUGCAUUAGACCAAAGGGCGUUUGCACGCUGUAAAGUUAUACACACCUAUUGCUUUUUGCUUGUUAGUGAAGACAGUGACUUUCAUAAAGAGGCAUAUUUUAUGACUUCUCGCUACCUGAAAAUGAUGUGGAGAAGGAUAGAUUUUCUACGUUCUGUUCUUGAGAUGGGGUACAAUUUUGUAUUCACAGAUGCUGAUAUCAUGUGGUUCAGGGACCCAUUUCCUCGGUUUCACCAUGAUGCAGAUUUCCAGAUAGCAUGCGAUCAUUUCACGGGUAGCUCGUAUGAUUUAGAGAAUAGACCCAAUGGAGGGUUCAACUUUGUAAAGUCCAAUAAUAGAUCAAUAGAGUUUUACAAAUUCUGGUACUCUUCGCAAGAAGUCUAUCCGGGAUACCAUGAUCAGGAUGUGCUCAAUUUCAUCAAGGUAGACCCUUUCAUCACCGAUAUAGGACUGAAAAUGAGGUUCUUGGAUACAGCAAAUUUUGGUGGCCUUUGUGAACCAAGCAAAGAUUUAAAUCAAGUUUGUACAAUGCAUGCGAAUUGUUGCUAUGGCAUGGAUAGUAAGCUUCACGAUCUUAGAAUUAUGCUUCAGGAUUGGAAAUACUAUUUGACCUUGCCUCCUAAGUUGAAGAGAUUGUCAGUUAUCUCCUGGAGGGUUCCUCAGGAAUGCAGCAUUGAUUCUCUCAGGCACCAAGGUUCACCAGAGAUGAGUGUUGAAGAGGAUUAGAGUUCUCAUUGCACAUUUCUCAUACAUGAUUAUUGAUUAAUUACAUGAUGCAUCAAAGUGAAAGUUCUACUAGGAUGCUGCAAAAAAAGACUAUAUAGCACUGAUACUAACAUGGAGACAGGACAUGGGACACAAUAUAACAUGAAUAUCUAGGAUACUCACUCCAAAUUUUGGAAGUUGUAACAUUUAAGAUACUGAUAUCAUAUGUGUAUAUCUUGUACUAUUUUCUUUGUUAGAUAUGUGUGUUAUACUGUGCUCAAGUCCCCAGAAAAAAAAAAUACAAGCAGGUCAUUAUAUUUGUAAGGUGUGAUUAGUAAGUGUCCUAGGACAAAAAAAAAAAAAAAAAAAUAGACACAGGAAAUAGAAGACAAAAUAGAAAACUUGUGUCUUCUUCUUGUCUCCACCUUUUAUAGAUUUUGGGUUGAUA
Molecule: messenger RNA, 1622 nt
Organism: Arachis stenosperma
Lineage: Eukaryota; Viridiplantae; Streptophyta; Magnoliopsida; Fabales; Fabaceae
Exons: 4
Coding region: 35-1195 (386 amino acids)
Source: RefSeq, a predicted model, not a curated record